AUGGUUGAAAGGAGAGCCCAAGUUUCCCGCAUGAAAGAUGGUUAUUCAUGGCAUCCUUAUGAUCCCCAAGCUGCCAAGUUUAAAUCUAACCCCAAGGCAUCCAUGAUCAGCUCGUCUGUCGAACCGUCGCAUGAUACUGUCACCGUCAAGACUGAAGUUCCAUCCUUUGAGGAAACUGCUCUGGCCUGCAAAGCUCCAAGGUCUGAGAAAUUCUCUCAGCUUAUCAGCUUUUUUUCACCCCAGGGAGCUCUGAAACUCUUCCCCGUAAUUGAUUGUCAGUUCCAAAACUGCUCCGCAAGACUAACCGGACUGGACGCCUUUGCCAAACAUAUCUUCGGCCCAACCUCCGAGGGCGGGCAUGGCCUCCUGUCGGAAAUUUCAGAACCGCCUUUUAAGGUCCGCAAGGCCGGAAAGAUGCCGGCGGCCUUAUGA
This is a messenger RNA of Psilocybe cubensis, 432 nucleotides long. RefSeq lists its product as uncharacterized. The record is from RefSeq and is a predicted model, not a curated record. Bases 1 to 432 code for a protein of 143 amino acids. NCBI's taxonomy places the organism in Eukaryota, Fungi, Basidiomycota, Agaricomycetes, Agaricales, Agrocybaceae. The transcript has a single exon.